CUCGCCGCCCUUUAGUUGUUAUGACUACGAGGUCGUAAAUCCGCCAUGUUUUCCCUGUUGAAGCGUUGCGACAGAGACGGAGGUCUGGAACGACAUGACUGAAGAAAAUAAUAAUACGGCAGCAACAGUUACCGACCAAACGGAGCAUAGCAACAUCAUCACCAUCCAAACCACACUCGGAGACGAAGAUGAGGAUAUUCAUAAAUGUGGGAGAUGUCUGGAGGAGUUCUCCGCUCUGGAUGCUUUCAUCCAACAUAAACUCAGCAGGAGCUGCAAGCGUCCUCAGCAAGACCAGCAGACAAAUGCUUCCCCAAAUGAAGAUGCUUCCAUUGAGGUGAAAUUAAGUGAAAAUGAUAGUUCAUCUGAUGAAGCGGGCACGUCUAAUGCAGACAAGCGAGAAAACGCAGCAGCUGGAGGAAAAAAGAGAAGCCGCUCUGCAAGCGAGGAUGACAGUUCCAGCUCUGCAAAAGUCGUUUGGAAGUUAAACACAGAGGGACGAUACAUCUGCGACAUAUGUGAGAAGACCUUUAAAACGACAAAUAUUCUGAGAACCCACAUGUUCACGCACACCGAUCAGAAGGACUUUAAGUGUGAAAUAUGCGAGACUGCUUUUAGGACCAAGGGUUCGUUGAUCCGACACAAACGUCGGCACACAGAUGAGCGUCCGUACCGCUGCAAUCAGUGUGGCCUGGCGUUCAGAGAGUCCGGCGCUCUAACCAGACAUCUGAAGUCUCUCACGCCUUGCACCGAGAAGAUUCGCUACAGUCAGUGUAAAGAGAUACUUGUCAGCAAGGAUGGAGUUCGGAAAGAAGUUCAGCCGUCACCUCCUGAACCUGAGAAGGAGCAAAUUCCUGUCGUGAGGGUUGUGGAAGCUGGUCAGGAAAUCAUCCAGAUCGAGGUGGUAGGACAAGUUCAACAGGUCGUGUCUCAGCCUCAAACUGCGACUGUGGUUGAAGCCGACAAUCUAAUCUGCCAGGCCAUCAUAAACUCUGGCAUCGCACUGGAGACCGAAGCCACGGAGGCGGCCGAGCAGGUAGAGGCCCGGUCACCUAAAGCAGUCCUGCAGGCUCCUGAAACUGACGCCAGACUCACUGAGAUCCAGGUGACGGAGGAGUGUGUGGAGACCAUGGCCGAGGAAACGCAAGAAUCGUCUGUGAAGGAAGACGAACCCAUCGAGUCAAAAUUAUACAAAUGUCCUCACUGUGAGCGCAUGUUCAAGACACUGGCCUACCUGAGGGUCCAUGUCAAAGGGCAUGUUGGUUACAAGCCGUUUAAGUGCUUAACAUGUCAGAAGGAGUUCCUGACAGGCUAUGUGCUGAAGAAACACAUGGAGACGCACGUCAGCGAGCGGCGCUACAAAUGCGGAGAGUGCGGCAAACAAUUUAAAGCCAUCGGACACGUGCGGGAACACAUGAGAGCGCAUUCAGACGAGAGGCCGUACCACUGCAGCUUCUGUGACAAGAGAUACAAGACCAAGAAUGCUCUGCAGGUCCAUCACCGCACUCAUGGCGAGGAAAAGCCGUACGUGUGUCCGCACUGCUCCCGUAGCUUCCGGGAAAAGAGCGCUUUAGUGCGACACAUCCGACAUCACACGGGAGAAAAGCCCUUCAAGUGCUCAAAAUGCGGCCGGGGCUUUGCUGAGCAUGGCACGCUCAACCGUCACCUGCGAGCUAAAGGAGGCUGUUUUGCUGUGCAGCAGAAGGACUCUGAACCCGCGGGGGACUCUGAGGAGCAGGAGGUGUCGGCUGAGAGUGUCUCCACCACCAUCGUAUCGGACGACCCUCAUGCUGUGCUGGUGGAGUUCUCCUCAGUCGUGGCAGACACUCAGGAAUACAUCAUUGGGGCACCAGCUGAGGAAGCAGAUCAAGGGGAGGAAGUGGCAAUAAUUCAAGAUAAUCAGCAGCAGAUGGACAGUCAUAUCAUGAAGGUGGUGCAGCAGAUCGUCAGCCAAUCACACGGAGGCCACCAGAUCAUCGUGCGUAACGUGGCCGCAGACGAGACCCCAGGCAUCUCGGACUGUGGAGACACCAUCACCAUCGCCACACCUGAGAGCUUGACCGAGCAGGUGGCAAUGACACUCGCAAAUGCCAUAAGCGAUGGCACCAUCCUCACUACGACAACAGAGGGCACCGUGGAGACGCCCCACACCACAGUUACCAUGGUAACAGCGGAGAACCUUGAGACAAUUGAGCAAGAGGAGCAGUACGUCAUCGCUUCACCCGACGAAAUGGAAAUCCAGACUGUGGUAGUGGUAUAAGAUAUGGAAGCCCGUUUUCGCCACUGAAUAAAAAAUAAAAAAGGUUAUUGCGACUUUUUAUCUCACAAUUCUGACUUUUUUUCUCAUAAUUGCGUGAUAGAAACUCGCAAUUGUGAGUUAAAAAGUCAGAAUUGCGUGAUAGAAACUCGCAAUUGCAAGACAUAAAGUCGCAAUUCAAUUUUUUUCCCCCCUCAAAACGACUUUAACUCGCAAUUGCGAGUUUAUAUCUCACAAUUCUGUGAAAAAAAGUCCGAAUUGUAAGAUAUAAAGUCGCUAUAACCUUUUUUUUUUUUAUUCAGUGGCGGAAACGGGCUUCCAUACUAAGAUGCAGGUUGUGUUAAUUUAAUAUGUUUUGUUUGUUACAUGAACAGCCGUGCUGUAGCAUUUCGGUUCUCUGGGAGGCCUUAAUCCACAUGUUUUGCACUGCAAGAUGGGUUCAUAACUUUUGCUUAUGGAAACUUUCAAAAGUUUGUGUGUUGUGUUUUAAGCAGAUUGUUUUCAAGCUGCAGGUUAUACUAAAGAACUGAUGCUAUUUUCAGUAGAUGGCAAAACCAUGUUUUUUUCUACAUCAGUUUUUCUCUCUGUUGCAUGGCAUAUAAUCAUAUAUGACUAUCAUCUACUCAUCAUGAAUAUGUAACAUAACAUGUUGCCACCAAUAACGGCCCAUAAAACACCUGGCAGGGAACGAAAGUAUGAAACAUUAAAUAUAUUUUUAUGUA
Messenger RNA from Onychostoma macrolepis, 2976 nucleotides. It is a transcript of the gene e4f1, whose product is annotated as E4F transcription factor 1. The coding region runs from base 95 to 2257 and encodes 720 amino acids. Lineage: Eukaryota; Metazoa; Chordata; Actinopteri; Cypriniformes; Cyprinidae. The transcript is spliced from 14 exons. The record is from RefSeq and is a predicted model, not a curated record.